AACAGUAGUACGACAAAGGCCAGGCUGCAUUUCCAGAGAAAAGUCCUAUAUGUGGAUGACAAUUCUCUCUGGACACUCGUGGCCCCGAGCCCUAUGCUUCAGAAUAGUCUUGACAACAUCAGAUCUUCUGCUGGGCUGGUCCGAGGUCUGCAAGGUCACCCAGCUGGCCUAUGGAGAAAUGGAAGGUAUAUAUUUAGCCUGGUGUGAGGCGAGUUGUGGAUAACACAUCCCGGGGCUCUCGGGUUUCGUGUUCAGAGGGUUUUUUAGCAGGUCCCGAGGGGCACUAGGAGGUACGUUGCAGCCCCCAAGUGUUAGAAGACUGCCGCCAUUUUUCCCCUGGCUUUCAGGAUCAUUUUGUGGGUGACCAGCAUCCUGAACACACCUCCCAGUUUCAGUGUGGCGUCUCGUUCAUUUCCCUUCUGUUCUGGCUGAAAGGAGCAGAGAGAGCAGUUCAGUGUCCAGCAGGUUGGAGAAGCUACAACACAUCUUUUACAUUGACCUAAGGAGGCUAAAAAGAACUUUGAGGAGCGCUGAGUUACUCUCCUCAGGUCUUGCUGUGUUUAAAGAAGAGCGAUAAUGGAUGUCCUGGCUUUGGAGGCUAAAGGUGUCAAGGCUGAAGCUGCGUCAACACCUGCUGCCUCUAAGUCCAGACCUAAAACACCCAAAAAAACAAAACGAAUUGUUUACUUCGAGGUGGAGAUUCUGGAUGCCAAGACCAAGGAGAAGCUGCUGCUCCUCGAUAAGGUUGAACCAUCUGCUACUAUUUUGGAUAUAAAGUCAAUGUUCCACAAAUCAAAUCAGCGCUGGUAUCCUGCCAGACAGUCGCUGUGCCUGGACCCGAAGGGAAAGCCCUUGAAGGAUGAAGACAUCCUUCAGCAACUGCCUGUAGGAACCACAGCUACCUUCCACUUCAGGGAUCUGGGAGCCCAGAUCAGCUGGGGGACAGUGUUCCUGACCGAGUGUGUCGGACCGCUCUUCAUCUACCUGAUGUUCUAUUUCAGACUGCCCUUCAUCUACGCCCCUAAGUACGACUUCACAACCAGCAAACACUGGGUCGUGCAUAUAGCGUGUCUGUGUCAUUCCUUCCAUUACGUCAAGAGGAUCCUGGAAACGUUGUUUGUGCAUCGCUUCUGUCAUGGCACCAUGCCGCUGCGUAAUAUUUUCAAGAAUUGUUUGUAUUAUUGGGUCUUUGCCGCCUGGAUGGCCUACUACAUAAACCAUCCGCUCUACACACCACCGCACUAUGGUGAGCAGCAAGUAAAGACAGCACUUGGAAUUUUUCUGUUCUGCCAGUUGGGGAGCUUCUCGAUCCACGUGGUUCUGCGCAAUCUCAAACAUCCAGGUUCUAAGACUAAGAAGAUCCCAUAUCCAACCAAGAAUCCUUUCACGUGGAUCUUCACAGUGGUUUCUUGCCCAAAUUACACCUAUGAGGCAGGUUCCUGGCUGGGCUUCACCAUGAUGACUCAGUGUGUUCCUGUGGCCUUCUUCACCAUCAUCGGUUUCGUCCAGAUGACCGUGUGGGCAAGAGGAAAGCACCGCAGCUACCUGAAGGAGUUUAAGGAGUACCCGACCCUACGUUCACCCAUUCUGCCCUUCAUCCUCUAGCCUUAACACACACACACACACACACACACACACACACACACACACACACACCUAAUAUAUCUGUACGCAUAUAACAAACGAGGACUGCGGAGGAAAAAAAUUCUAAUACUUUCAACAAAACAAAACAGUGUGAACAUCUGAAUUAUUCAGAUAGAUAAAAGAGUGAGACAUAAAACAAAAACAAAACUUGAAGCCUUAAUAAAACACUCAUUAUUGCAACACUUUUCAUUUAACAUAUUUGAUAUAUAAAAAUUUCCUACGGAAAUAGUAAGAGGUGUUUGACGGUGCAAAGUCUUCACAGGAUGCAUUUAUCGUAUCGCACAUGAAACGAUAUCAUGCUAAAAUGAUAUCACAAUAUCUUCUUCUUCUUCUUUCGGCUUCUCCCAUUAGGGGGCGCCACAGCGGAUCAUCAGUCUCCAUACCCCCUGUCUUCUACA
This is a messenger RNA of Silurus meridionalis, 2042 nucleotides long. It is a transcript of the gene tecra, whose product is annotated as trans-2,3-enoyl-CoA reductase a. The coding region runs from base 577 to 1605 and encodes 342 amino acids. The transcript has 11 exons. Gene Ontology annotation, molecular function: oxidoreductase activity, acting on the CH-CH group of donors. Lineage: Eukaryota; Metazoa; Chordata; Actinopteri; Siluriformes; Siluridae. The record is from RefSeq and is a predicted model, not a curated record. Gene Ontology annotation, biological process: very long-chain fatty acid biosynthetic process.